CUGCGGGCGGCCCUCGGCGCUCCCCCCACCCCCGGCACGGGGUGGCCUUAAAUCGGCUCCGCGCCGCUCUCAGCCGCAUCGCCGGCGCCGUCUGAAGGCGGUCGUCGCCAUCCGCCGGCAGCGCCGACGGGCCGGUCCCGGUGGCGGUCCCACCGCGGCAGGGAGGACACACCUCCGCCCGGAGGCGGGCGAUGGUCCCCCGGCAGCCCCCGGCCCGGUGCCGCCCCUCGCUCGGCGCCCCGGCAUCUCCGCCGUGACCGGCGCAUCUCGCCAGAGAGAUGCCUGGGCAUUGGAAGCUCUCUGCAGUAUGCUGAGGAGACGUAACCUUCUUACCACGCUCCUGAUCGCCUUGCCAUGGGCUCUCCUCCUAACCUUGUGGCACCAGUACCCAGCCACCCGCUACCUCAGUCUACUGAGAAAAGAGACAGAUGAGAACGUGACCUCUAAAGUUCUCCUCAAUGGUACCUCUACACUGAGAGAAGAAAGCCUCCCAUCAUGCAUUAGGCAACAGCAAAGCAUAGGGGCAACACCUAAAAUCAUUCAGAAUUAUGUGUACUCCAGGCCUCCCCCGUGGUCAGACACCCUGCCAACCAUCUUCGUUAUCACCCCUACCUACACCCGGCCAGUGCAAAAAGCUGAGCUGACCCGUCUGGCCAACACCUUCCUACAUGUACAGAACCUGCACUGGGUGGUGGUGGAGGACUCACCCCGGAGGACCAACCUGGUAUCCAACCUGCUGGAGAAGGCAGGGCUCAACUUCACCCACCUCAAUGUGGAGACACCCAAAAGUCUGAAGCUGGGGCUGUCCUGGAUCCCAUCCCACACCCCAAGGGGGACACUACAGAGGAACCUGGGGCUGCACUGGCUGAGGGACACCUUCAGCAAUACCGCACCACCGGAAGGGGUAGUGUAUUUUGCUGAUGAUGAUAACACCUACAGCCUGGAGCUCUUUGAAGAGAUGCGCUACACAAGGAGGGUGUCAGUCUGGCCAGUGGCUUUCGUUGGAGGGCUGCGAUAUGAAUCCCCAAAAGUGAGCCCAGCGGGGAAGGUGGUGGGCUGGAAAACCGUCUUUGACCCUAACCGGCCCUUUGCUAUUGACAUGGCUGGAUUCGCUAUCAGCAUCAAGCUGAUCUUGGAGAAGCCUCAGGCCAGUUUCAAGCUGGAGGGAGUUAAAGGAGGUUACCAGGAAACCAGUUUGCUGAAGGACCUAGUGACUAUGGACGGGCUGGAGCCCAAAGCAGCCAACUGCACAAAGGUGUUGGUCUGGCACACAAGAACUGAGAGGCCCACUCUGGUUAAUGAAGGAAAGCGUGGAUUUACAGACCCCAGAGUAGAGGUGUAAGCAGAGAGCCAGCUCCAGGGUGGGCAGCGGACAGUGAUCGUUCCCGAAAUUUGUCAGCAACCACAGCAGCUGCGCACGCCACCUGUUCUGCCCGGCCCUCUGCUCCACUGCUGGAGGAUGACAAACGCCCCCAAACGUAGCCACGCUGAUCAGCUCCCACUGCCCGAAAGGGGGUAACAGGCAGGGACAGACCUGAUGUGGCACCCUGCGAUCCUACAGCUCUUCACCUUUGACUUUGUGCCCUGGCUCCCGUUCCCCACCUGGGAGAGGAGUGCUUCUCUUCCCCCGUGGGCUCUGUGUUUUUAACCAUUCGUUAAAAUGUAUUAGAUGCGAUCUCCAUUCUUGGCUGUGCCAGCACAGAGGCUGAAAUCCAGGAUGGGUGCGCGUGCCUCUGAAGAUCCUGCCUGGCAUAUCAUCAGACCUGAGCUUCAGUACAGCAGCUGUGAGCUGCGGUGGUUCAAGGACAGGAGUUGUCACAAAAGCACAAACAUGGACCUGUCAGCCUGAGAUUGGUAUGCUCUCAAAACAGCUUUAAAACAAAGCUAGCCUGAGAGAUGAUCUCCCUCUGAAGGAUGCACUCAGAUACCUACACGGAUCAGCCUUCAGUGCUGGGGAGGGAGAUGUGCUGAAGCACCUUGUUUUGGGUUUGGGAGUUCAGAAGGGAUCUGGUGCCUACGCCUCAGCUGAGAACUUGAACUGCCCUCACUUAAGGUUGUUUUGGAGAAUGCCAUCCCAGAUCCCCAGGCUCAGAGCCCUCUAGAUAAAGUUCCUCUCCCACUCAGGGAGACUCAGCAGGUACUGCACCUCAAAGGCCAUGCCUCCAUGUCUCACUUCAGAGACCAGAAAGCCAGGGCAAAGAUGGGUGGACUUGAAAGUGUUGUUCCUAGCCUGGAACCCUGCUGCAGCACUGUCAGACACUUCAGUAGCCUCGGAUCAUACAUACGGACUUGCUUCCUAGACCUCCAGAGAGGAAGACACCUCUUCUGGGGUGGAGGUGGGUGAGAAGUGCUCAGAGAAAAGGAACCCUCAGCCUGCACUCAUCUCCUGGGAGAACGUCGAGGAAUGUGGAGAUACAUCAUCAGGAAACAUAUCUUGAGCACGCAGAUGACAACUGAAAUAGCAAAUGUGACAAGGUUUUCCAGUGGAACUUUGAAAGGCGUGUGUGGCCUUGUGAAGAGAGAGGAAACAGUGUCAUAUGGAAGGGUUUCCCUUUCCCUCAGUAAAAGAGGAUGACAGCCAGGUGGAAAGCAGCCCACAAAGGAGGAGGUGGCAAAUGAGGACCGAAGGAAGGAUGCACUGGAUUAAAAGCACAAGUGUUGGUACCAUGUGUGUGCGUGGGGGGGUGGUGUCACUGUGACUUUUCCAGGAAGAUUCCUUGAAGGACCCAGAAACCCCAUUGAGCACAUCCUGAAAACCAUCUUCACUCAGGCCAUGAGAAUCAAGGCUUUCAGGUGUUCAAAACACAUCAAGGAUUUCACAGCUGGGGGGAAGUUAGGAGCAAUUGGCUCAUCCCCUGCCCAAAAAAUUCUGGGCUGGCAGGAGACUUAUUUAUUUGUUGGUUUAUUUAUACUAGAAUUCUUCUCUGCCUAUUCCUUGUUUAGUUUUGUUUUUCAGCUGAGAUCACCUGACAUGUUCAUGAAGAAACAAUAUUUCCCCUCUCGCCACAGACUCUCGCAGAAGAACAGCAGAGCUUGGUGUUCACCAAUGAAUGUCAUAUGUUCUGUGCUCCCUGGGGUUUUUUUAACAAUGGUGUCUUAAACUGGCAAAAUAAUCAGAAACACAGCAAGGAAGGGAGAACAGCGAAGGGAAUUACAGUUCCUUUAUGCAAGAGACGUGGGUGGCACUAAGUUUCUGGCUCCCAAGUAAUCAUAGUGAGGUAAAAAUGUGUGCAAAGGAGUGCCUCACUCAGCAGAUAGUCCCCAUGGGAUCUCAGGAAGCCUCCAUGAAGGGGGCUCUUCGAAGGGUAUCUGAGAGAGGGAUUCGGUCCCUGUUCCCUCACAAAGGAAAUGAGCAGCCGUGCAUCCUGUUAUGGGAGUGGGGCUAAAGUACAGGAGGGGGCAAAGGAGGUGAGAUGCCUGCUAUCAGAGAGGAAGGCAGGAGAAAUCAAAGGAUAGGCAGCAAAUGGAAAAGUGGAGGCUGAAUUUAGUGAGGUUUAGGGCAGGGUCUUUCCAGAUGAACACACCCACCCUGCCAGUCUUCUCGGCAUGAAGGAAUACCGAACGGGCCAUGAAAGCGGUGCCUUCUGUGGGCCCUAGAAAGGUCCUUACAGAGCAAGGGUCUGGCAUACUGGCACUGGAUACCAUGGAGGAAGCCUGGCAUCUACAAAGCACUUUUCAUUCUCCUUCAUGGGAGUUUUGUGUCCUGUCCUCUGCAGGAGGUAACAGGCCUUGCACUCCAGUGGGCUUCGCCGAUCCAUCCCUGCCGCCAGGCGGGCGGGCCCAAUGCUUCCACCCAGCAUUAAACCAAGAUUAAGUCCACUUCUUUGUGGUUUCAAUGAAUAAGCAAAAGUGAGGGAAUAAAGGACUUAUGAUCCUCCAUUUUCCCCUCCGAGAUGGGCAGGCUUUCUGCCCGUAUGAACAGGAGGGGAUAUGAUGAUGAAUUCCCUGGCUUUUAAUCGCACGCAGGUCCUAUGCAGGGUUUUGGCACUGCCUGUAUGUGUGUGUAGCAAGGGUCUAUUCCUCCACACACAUGUUUUUAGAGAGUUGUUCUCUCUGCAUCCCUGUAAGAAAACAAAAUUAUUUUUCCUGUUUUUCCCACUGGGGACCUGGACUCCAGUGAUACGAGCUGCACUGUCAGUUCAGUGCCGGUUGGAGCCUGCUCUCACGACCAGCCCUAUCGCACCGCCUCCGUUCUUGCCCCAGCCUGGCCCUAUGGAAGAGAUUUUCCGCAAAUCAAGAAAUUCUGUCAGUCACUAAAUUGUGCAGAACCAAGCCCUUGUAUGGACAGUGUGGAUGUGGACGGCUGAUGUUCUAGGCUAGCAGACAUUUGGACCUGUUCAGCACAAAUACUCUUUCCUCUGUAGAGCAGCCUAAGGACAACAAGGACUACUGCCGGCUGAGGUGUAUCAGCUAAGGGUAGGUAAGUAAGAGACACCACAAGUUAAGAUGCCUGUUUGUUAGCAGGGCUCAGUGGGAGAGCACAGGAGUGGAGCAGUGGUCAGAGUUAGAGGCUUCAGGGAAAACGAAUGCAGUGAAUGCAAUAAGAAGGGAAGCUGCAGAUCAAGCCUGAAGUGUUUAAAGAAGAGAAGGCAUCCCAGCGCCUGGUUUUUACUAGCAUAUUAGUAUGUGAUAUUCAUGUUCUCUGAAAUUCAUCCAAUUAACCAACCAAUGAAUAUUACUAACAUUUCCUGUUGCAGAAAAUACUAUUGACUAAGGAAAGAGAAUGUCAAGAAAGUAAUUUUUAAUGGUUAUUUAUUUAUAUUGAAUGGUACUAGAGCGUUAUUAAAUAUGAUGUGAAUAGUACAA
Messenger RNA from Phalacrocorax carbo (great cormorant), 4806 nucleotides. The record is from RefSeq and is a predicted model, not a curated record. NCBI's taxonomy places the organism in Eukaryota, Metazoa, Chordata, Aves, Suliformes, Phalacrocoracidae.